Sporisorium graminicola is the source of this 1665-nucleotide messenger RNA. RefSeq lists its product as uncharacterized. The transcript has a single exon. The record is from RefSeq and is a predicted model, not a curated record. The coding region runs from base 1 to 1665 and encodes 554 amino acids. NCBI's taxonomy places the organism in Eukaryota, Fungi, Basidiomycota, Ustilaginomycetes, Ustilaginales, Ustilaginaceae.
AUGCUCUUCAACAGCAAGUCCCUCACCUCGGCCCUGGUGGCCAUGGUGUCGCUCUCGAUCGCCGUCUCUGCCUCGCUCGACCCCAUCGAGCAGCACCUCGCCGCUCGUGACUCUCACCCCUUCCAGCCGAGCAAGGAGGCCCCUGGCAAGCUGGCCACCCCCGUCAACCUCGCCAAGAGCCCCGUCUCGCCUCAGGCCGUCUUCAAGCUCACUGGUCAGGACCUUCACAGCAAUCUUCCAGGUACCAGUGCGGGUGCUUCGUCUUCUUCCGGUCAGUCGGCUAUUGCCGUGCCCGACCCGAACCAGAAGUCCACUGCUGAGCUGGCCGGGGCUGGUGACGAUGGCCCCAACAAGGGUCACUGCUACCUGAGUCAUGACCAAGCCAGUAUCAAGCGCAUCCGCUAUACCAUGAGGGUGCAGAUUGACCGCGACGAGAGCGGUGCCACGACCACGGCUGAGGCUGGGUCCGUACGCGGCGUCGUCAUCAAGGCGACCUCGGGUCUGUAUUCGAAGCCGAACCCCGACGAGGGGUCGUGUGCCAAGACGCUGGCUCGCCACGGUGAGGUUUGCGCAAACAGACCGUACAUCGUACCUCAGUCGAUCCUUCCUACCGGCCCGAACGGUGGAGCUGCUGCUGCUGGUGCUGACAAGGGCGACGACAAGACGAAACCAGAUGGCGCUGCCCAGCCCAAACCUGAGGAGAAGGAUCCCGAGUAUCACGCUGGACCGCUUGUCACCAAGCGAUCUCCUUCGCAAAGCUUGAUGUACGCCGAAGAUGAGGCUGCGCCUCUCGUAUUCAAGAGGGAAGUGCUGUUGCACGAUGGAGGCAUUCACCUCGAUGGCAUUCACCCCGACGGCAUUGCACAUCCGCUUAUCGAGCGCGAUGUGAGAGACAAGCCAGCUCCCGGCACCAACGCAGUUGAUCCUGUUCCUCCUCUUCCUGCCUACAAGGCGGACACCACCGUGUCUGGCUCCGGCGCCUCGAUAAGCGGCCCUGCUGGCACUGUCUGCAUCGACACGGUCAAGCGCGACCAUGAGAUCACCAAAGUCGUGCCCACCAAAGCCUCGCCCAAGGAUACCGCUCAAUCUGGCGUCGAGCCGCUGCACUUCGAGCUCGUCCGCAGCGACGAUAAGCAGAAUGUGUGGAACCAGAUCAUCUACAACUCGCAGCACAAGCCGAUCGACGUGACGCACUUGUCGCUCACAGAGAAGAUGUCCGUGUGGCGCGCAGAGUACAAGUGCGAAUCGUGCUCCGUGGGACACCAGAAACACACGGUGCUGUACGAGAACGUCGAGAUCGAGCUGGACGACCUGCACGAGGCGACGCUGCCCGCUGUGCAGUGCGAGGGCCAGGCGCAGUCGACCAAUGCGCACAAGAGAAAGACAAGCAGGUACGCCAACAAGAACGGCUCGGGCGUCGGGUACACGGGUGCCAUCAUUGCCAUCGACCGCGUCACCCUGGGUGUCUAUGACGGCAAGGGCCACGGUGCUGCCGCAUCGUACACCGCGGGUCAGAUUAUGCCUGUAUCGGUCACCGUGCCAGAGCAGCUGCCUCCCGCUGUGGACGAGUCCAAGAAGGACGGCCAGCCCAAACCCAAUGACGCCAAGCCCAACGGCGUCAACAAGCGCGACGUCGUCGCUGAAGCCGAUGGCCCCAUUUUCUAA